CGAUUCAAUUUCCCUUUGAGACGGAUAUGUCCAUUGCUCAAAAGCGAUGCAUGAGAUUGUCGAUAUCGCUUGAUGAUUGUGUGGAGAUGUGAAUCACUCUAAACCAUCUUGCCAUCUCUCUUUCUUCUUUCUUAACCAUAUCCCCUCAAUCAUCCCACCCCGCCCUCAAUAAUGGUGUCCUCUCAAUUCAGCGGUUUGUCCGGCGUAUUCGGUCGAAUGUCAGCAUGGAUAACGGAAUGGACACCAAUGAUCUUGCUUAUUUGCUAUUGCUUAUUCAGUUUCUUCAUUUAUCCUCUUAUGCCUGCCUUGGUUCAUGAGAUUAUUUGGUUCACUUUGGUUGGAUUACAAACUUUGACUUCGUUAUCAGUUUCAACGGAAGCUAUGCAAUCCAUUCGGCCUGCGAUCAAGGCUAGAAGGGAUAAACGCAGAAUGGAUAAAGAAGGCUGGAAAUUAAAUCCAGGAGAAGAAUGGCCAGAAAUCGAUGUUAUCUUGGUGGCUUAUUUACCCAACGAACAAGAUAUCAUCAUGCGUCAAGUUCGUUAUGCAUUAACAAAAAUUGAUUAUCCAGCGGAUAAAUUGACGAUCAAUGUCGUCUACAACACGCCAAAACCCAUUCCAGGAAUCGAAGCAGAAUUGGCCGGAUUGGAAAAUCAAUAUGACAACGUUCGCGUGAUCAGCGUGCCAAAUUCUCGCAGUAAAGCCGAGAAUAUCAAUUAUUUCCUAACUUUACCUUCUCGUGGCAAGAUCAUUACUGUGUAUGACACUGAUCACUUUCCCGAACCAACUGCUUUACGUUGGGUUGCCAAACGCUUCUUGACCGGUGAAGUGGACAUCAUUCAAGGUCGUUGUUGUACAUACAACCAUACAUCCACUUGGCUAACGAGGAUGAUCGGUGUGGAAUUUGACAUGAUUUACGGUGUUAUGCAUAGUGGUCGUGCAGAAGUACAACGGUACGGAUUCUUUGGAGGAAGUAAUGGUCAUUGGAACGCCUCUCUGCUCAAAACUCUUGGAAUGCAAGGUCACAUGUUGACAGAAGAUAUCGAUUCUUCCAUGCGCGCCAUCAUUUCCGGAGCACGUAUCGAGUAUGACCUGCAUGUUUUGUCCUACGAACAGGCCCCCGAAACCAUGCAAGCAUUUACAAAACAGCGCCUUCGUUGGUCACAAGGUUGGACGCAAGUCGCCAUGAGACAUUUCAUUCCUGCUUGUACACGUGGUGCAUACAGUGAUGAUAAUGGAUGGCGAUCACGGGUUGGUUUGUUGCAGUUAUUGGUUUACCGUGAAAUUUAUUUUUAUAUCAACACUCAAUUGUUCUGGUUAUUGGUUUCGGGUAUUUGUACAAAUAUUUUUACCGAAGGUGUUCAAACUUUCUUCAAGAAUUUUGGUGGAUAUCACUUAGCCAUGUGGGCUUUGGGUAUUAAUCUGAUUUGUUUAUUCUUAACGAUGUGCAUCGUCAUGCGCAAUCGUUCCCAUUUCACUAAACCGUUUAGUGUGAUCUUGUUUGGAUUUUUGACUUCAUUUUAUUACGUUUUCAAUUCGCAUAUGGCCAUUUAUGCACAUUUCCGACAAUUUACCAAUUACACAAAAUGGAAUCCAACAGCACGUGGGAAGUGAUAGAAAAAGGGGUUUGUU
Messenger RNA from Meira miltonrushii, 1629 nucleotides. RefSeq lists its product as uncharacterized. The coding region runs from base 172 to 1611 and encodes 479 amino acids. The record is from RefSeq and is a predicted model, not a curated record. The transcript has a single exon. NCBI's taxonomy places the organism in Eukaryota, Fungi, Basidiomycota, Exobasidiomycetes, Exobasidiales, Brachybasidiaceae.